UAAGCGAAGUCCGCGAAUAUUUAACGGAUGUAUCCGAAAUAACCAAUGCACCAGAAAUUUUAGGAGGACGUGUAAAGACUUUACAUCCAGUGGUUCACGGUGGUAUGUAUUGUGAAUCACGUAUUCUCGCUCGCAACAUUCCAAGUGAUGAAGCUGACCUGAUUGCACAGAAAAUACAAAAAAUUGAUUACGUUAUCUGUAAUCUUUAUCCUUUCAAAGAAACAAUUGCAAAAGAAGGGAUUACAAUUGCUGAAGCUGUAGAGGAAAUUGAUAUUGGUGGUGUCACGCUUUUGAGAGCCGCUGCAAAGAACCAUGAUCGCGUGACUAUUCUUUCCGAUCCAAAUGAUUAUUCAACAUUUUUAUCCGAAUUAAAAAAGGAUGAUUACGAUGAAGCAAUUUCAAAUUAUUUUAGACAACAAUAUUCAAAAGAUAUUUCUCAACUUACUUUACGUUACGGUGCCAAUCCACAUCAAAAGCCUGCCCAAAUUUUCGUAAAAGAUGGUUGUCUUCCUAUACAGGCUGCACUCAAUCUUCCAGCUGCUGCUUCUUUUAAACAUGUGUCUCCUGCUGGAGCUGCCGUUGGUCUUCCAUUGGAUGAGACUGAAAAAAAGGUGUAUUUUGUGGAUGAUUUAAAAGAACUAACUCCUUUAGCUAAUGCUUAUGCUCGUGCUCGAGGGGCAGAUAGGAUGUCUUCCUUUGGUGAUUGGAUUGCUUUGAGUGACAUAGUCGAUGUCCCUACUGCUAAAAUUAUUUCGCGUGAGGUAUCCGAUGGUGUUAUCGCCCCUGGUUAUGAUGCUCAAGCACUUGAGAUUUUGCGUAAGAAGAAGGAGGGAAAAUAUACUGUGAUUCAGAUUGAUCCCAAUUAUGAACCUCCGGAAAUUGAAACUCGCCAGGUUUACGGAUUAUAUCUUCAACAAAAACGUAAUAACGUUCAAAUUGACCAGAAAUUAUUUGAAAAUAUUGUAACACAGAAUAAGAAUCUCCCGAAUUCAGCGAUCACCGAUCUUAUUGUUGCCACAAUUGCACUUAAAUAUACACAAUCUAAUUCUGUAUGUUACGCUAAAAAUGGUAUGGUGAUUGGACUUGGUGCUGGACAACAGUCACGCAUUCACUGUACGCGACUAGCUGGUGAAAAAGCCGACAAUUGGUGGCUUCGUCACCAUCCUAAAGUGAUUGCUUUCGAUUUUAAAAAAUCAACAAAACGAGCUGAAAAAAGUAAUGCAAUUGAUCUGUACAUAUUGGAUAAGAUUGGAGAGGGUUUAGAACGUGCUUCUUGGGAAUCACAAUUUAAUACGAUUCCUGAGCCUCUGACACCUGAAGAACGCAAAUUACAUUUAGCAUCAUUCUCAGAUGUUGCACUUUCUUCUGAUGCAUUCUUCCCUUUUUCAGACAAUAUCCAUCGAGCUCGUCAAUCUGGUGUUAAUUAUGUUGCCGCACCAAGUGGUUCUAUACAAGAUCAAGCUGUGAUACAAGCUGCUGACGAACAUGGCAUG
Racocetra fulgida is the source of this 1493-nucleotide messenger RNA. NCBI's taxonomy places the organism in Eukaryota, Fungi, Glomeromycota, Glomeromycetes, Diversisporales, Gigasporaceae. The record is from the annotation of a GenBank genome assembly.